Molecule: messenger RNA, 2361 nt
Organism: Seriola dumerili (greater amberjack)
Lineage: Eukaryota; Metazoa; Chordata; Actinopteri; Carangiformes; Carangidae
Gene: acot20
Product: acyl-coenzyme A thioesterase 1-like
Exons: 4
Coding region: 159-1409 (416 amino acids)
Biological process (GO): fatty acid metabolic process; acyl-CoA metabolic process
Molecular function (GO): fatty acyl-CoA hydrolase activity
Source: RefSeq, a predicted model, not a curated record
UAGGGACUCCCCCCUUUCCUUGGCAAAGUGGUUGCGCCCAGUUGCUGCCUGCUUGAUGCAGUGACCAUAGAGCUGGACCAACAAGACUAAAAUAAAGGCCCUAAGAAAGGGAAAGGAUAUAUUACGGUGAGUCACUGUUCCCAUCUUCAGGAACUAAAAUGGCCUACUCACAGAUCCGGCUUAAAAUUCUCCCCAGCGUCCGUUGCCUGUUUGAUAAAAUGGUGCAGAUAAAAGUAGAGGGACUUGCUCCUUUAAAACCAGUGGAACUAAGGUCCAAGUUGGUUGAUGACAGAGGGGUGAUUUUCAAGGCCUCUGCCCAGUACAAAGCAGAUGAAACUGGCCAGGUGGAUGUUUGCAAUGCACCUUCUCUGGGAGGAAGUUACACCGGAGUGGAGCCCAUGGGUUUGUUUUGGGCCAUGGCACCAGACACUCCACACAGUAAACUCCUGAAGAAGAAUGUGCUCAGCCCAACACAGGUGGAGAUAGCAGCACUGUGUGGGGAGACUGGUGAGCUGUUAAGCUCUGAAACCAACGAGAGAGGAUACAUGACAGAAGGGAUGAAGAGAAUACCUGUGCAAGAGGGCCGGAUACGAGGAGUCCUCUUCAUACCACCAGGAAAGGGUCCAUUCCCUGGAAUCGUGGAUUUGUACACUUUAGGUGGAGGGCUUACUGAACCCAGAGCCAGCCUCUUGGCAAAUAAAGGUUUUGUUGUUCUGGCACUGGCCUAUUAUGGCUACCAGGGUUUACCAAAAAACCCUACAAACCUGGAUUUGGAAUACUUUGAAGAGGGCAUAACAUAUCUGAGGAGGCAGCCAGAGGUCAAAGGUCCUGGGAUCGGCAUCAUAUCAGUCUCUCAUAGUGGUGCUUUGGCUUUGUCCAUGUCAUCUUUCCUCUCAGGGAUCUCAGCAACCGUCUUUAUUAAUGGCUGUAGUGCAAAUACUGUGAUCCCUCUACACUACAAAGACACUGUAAUCCCUGCACUCCCCCCUGUCAUAAAGAAUGUUAAAAUCACAGACUCUGGGCUUGUAGAUAUACGCGAUGCCUUACCGGACCCUGCCUUGGAGAAGAACAGGGCAUCUUUGAUUCCCAUUGAACGUGCCAGCUGCCAGUUCCUGUUCGCUGCUUCUGAAGAUGACCACAACUGGAACAGUGCUUUUUUUGCACAACAGGCUGCCGCAACACUGAGAAAUCAUGGCAAAGAAUCGUUCCAGCUGGUUACUUAUCCUAAAGCUGGACACUUUUUGGAAGUCCCUCACAUGCCUUACUGUCCGUCUGGUUUUCAUGCAGCAGUAGGGAGAGCGGUGGUGUUUGGUGGGGAGCCAAAAGCCCACUCUGAGGCUCAGCUGGACCUGUGGGAAAGAGUCCAGGAGUUCUUCAAGAGCCACUUGGACAACAAGAGCACUUGUUAGCUAGCAAUGCUGCAUCAAGUGUAUCAAGCAUCCCACAAUGGUCAUCCUUAGCUAUGCUUAGCCUUGAGUUUCUAAUGAAUUAAUUUGUCUAAGGGUUUUUAAAUUAGACUGUAUGAGCAUUUCUAUGUUAAAGCCUUUUGUUUUUGGACUUAUCUAGACUUGAAACAGACACAGAUCAUUUUUUAAAAACAUUUUGAAGUUUUCACAGAAGGUAUUUUCCAUUUAAGUAUUCCACUAUAGGCAGCCCAGUGACAUAUCUAAAUGGACUACAGCCAUCACUAUUUGAGUUAAUUACCAUUGUGCUUUUCCUACUAUGAUAUGACAAAAUGUCUGCUGUGAUAACAACCUAUACAUCAUAGACUAUGAAAUGAGUAUCACACUGUGUGAUUGGAUACUAUCAUUAAUCAUUAGGGAUAAGGUCUUUGUAUAUAACACUGUUUGCUGCUGUGCCAAAUGCAGUAUAAACAUUCUGAAUUACCAGUAUUGUUGAUAAAAGUUGAGUUACUCUGUAAUUCAGUAGUGUAUUUUAUUGACUUUGGUCGGUAUUGAGUUGUGAUGAAGCCAUUGUAUUUUUUUAUUGUUUCACAAAAUGAUAGUGUAGAAAUUAAUUCCAAGAAUACUGAAAUAUAAAACAAGGGGUUAAAAUGAGGGAUCAUCACAUGUUCAGGAGAACAGUGGAGCAUAGUUCCUCCAAUUGAACAUUAACAUGAUUGUUCUUCAUGGAUUGAUUUUGUGAUAUAAAUUAUCAGAAAAAAUAUUCUUAUGAAUAGAAGUAGACGUUGCAGAGCUCUAAACAUGAAAUGAAAACACUUAACUGUAGAAAAUACUAGAAAUGUGUUUUUUUGUUUUGCUAUUUUGAUAAAUACUGUGAUAUCACGGCUGUUGGACGAUGAUUGUAAAUGGCAAGAACAAUGUGUUGGUCACAGUGAAUUAAAGUCAUGCACUAAGCUGA